AUGGUCGAAAUAAUUAAAAAUCGUGGUCUACUGACCACUCAAAGGAUUCAGAGAAGUUACUGUUCGUCAAAAAGACCACAAAGUUUGUUUAAACCACGAAACCCCAGCCUGUUUAAUGUCAAAUCAAAACCAGCAGCAUCUUCACCUUUUAAGAGCAGGGGUGUGCCAAAGUUCGGCUUCAGUCCUGUAUGUUCUGUAGAUAAAGUUAAAUUGUCAUGCGAGAAGAAGACUACUUCGUCUCCAAAAUCAUGUUCUGAAGCAAAACCUAAACCGCCGUGCGAUAAAGAGCCUCCCCCGGCAGAAAACACAUCGUGCGAGAAAAAGGAGCCUCCUGUGACUAAAAAACCUUGUGGACCAGCCACAGAACAAACAAAGGCAUUAUCUUCCUCGGCAAAAAAUUCAUCGUGCGAGAAAAAGGAACCUCCUACGACUAAAAAACCUUGUUCACCAACCACAGAACAGACGAAGGCAUCUUCUCCGAUAUCUAGCGAACAGAAACAACAAUCUCAGACCAAAACUACUGGCUUGCCAAAAACUAAACCUCAAGCCACAAUUUCCAGUGCGUUUAAGUCGCAUAACGGUACAGAAAUUUCAACUUCCUCGGAUUCAAAAAAAACUUCCAUCUUGUCGAUACCAUUUUUAAAACGGUUGCAGAGAUCUGAACCAAAAAAAACUCCUCUGGCUACAGCCGCCCACACAAAACAAAGAAUAACAGCGACGCCGCCAAAGUUGAAGAAACCAAAUACAUCAAUUAAAAGAACUCCUAGCAAUAUAAUUAAUGAUUUUAAACGAGAUCCUCCAAUUCAAAAAGGUUUCGUAAUAAUUCCAAAAAAAAAUUCGCAACCAUAUAGUCCGCAAAUUCCUAAGAGCACUACAUCAACUAGCAAGAAUCCACCCAAACGAUCAAAAAUAGACUCAAGCGUAUACGUUAACAAAUACAUCCAACAUUCGAUUAAAUCCAACGCCAUCCAGCCAUCGAAAGCAGUUACUAAGGUGAAACGUGUCGAUCCGUUGAUACGUCAAGGAUUGAUUGAGCGAUCUAAGGAUGGCAGUCCUAUGAAGAAAAUAUCUUACACUGACCGGAAAGUACAUGAUAUCGUUCAAAUUGAAAGUGACAACAAGAGAAAUUCCAAAAAGAAAGCUGUGGCUAAUUUGAAAGUCAAUAAUGAUAAAAAAGCAGGUUGUGGUAAGGAAGACGAUACCGGUAAGAAAGCUGAUGUUAACAAUAAAGUCAAUGAUAGCCCAGACAAUGUGAUAGGCAAAGUAUUAAAAAAAAAAAAUUAUCUCAUACGACCUCAUUUCAAUGAUAAAAAUGUACAGCAUCCUCCAACGGCAGAUUCGCCGGAUCCAAGGAAACCGCGAACACCACCAACGAGACCCAAGCCACCCAAGAAAACAUUUAAAUCGCAAAACGUUUAUUCUAAAGAUGAGGCUCAAAAUCUUAUAAAAAAAAUCUACAACGAAAAAAUUCGCGAAGAAUUAGCUGACCAAUUUCAUUCGGACGAUACAUUUCUAAAAGACCAAAAUUCAACUAAAUCGCAACAUCAAAAUUCGGAAUUCCUAUGGUUGCGACCGUCGCAAGAUCAACCCAAAAAGACAUUCAUAUCCCACCAUGCAAUUUUCGAAGAAGCGAUAAAAAAUGAGCAAAUGAAUAACAGUGUUGGCGAAAAUCUUACGUUAGACGAAUCACUGCAGCGACUGAAAAGAAGAAACGACAUAUUGCAGAUUAUUGCAGAUAAUCUGCCGCAGAUAAUAAACAAAAUUUCAUCAGACGAGAUCAAAAUUCGGUUACAUAUAAUCCAAGAAGACGAGUCGCCGCCUUCAACCAGUACCUCAACCAGUAGCCACAAUAGUCGUGGUAGUUUAACUAGCAAAUUGGAUCCUAAGAGUCCGUCGGGAUCUAGAGGCAAGCAUACAUAUACAAAGCUCAUUUCAGAUAUCAACAAUCAAACAAAGUCAACACAAAUAACACCUAAUAGAGAAAACGAGGUCCAGGCGGAAACGAAAGUUAAACCCUUGGAACAAUUGCAGGCGGCAAUAGCCUAUUCCCUGCAAAUGAUUAAAGUUGCCCUGUUUAAUAAAGACCACUGA
Messenger RNA from Adelges cooleyi (spruce gall adelgid), 2091 nucleotides. RefSeq names its product DNA ligase 1-like. The record is from RefSeq and is a predicted model, not a curated record. The coding region runs from base 1 to 2091 and encodes 696 amino acids. Lineage: Eukaryota; Metazoa; Arthropoda; Insecta; Hemiptera; Adelgidae. The transcript is spliced from 2 exons.